Molecule: messenger RNA, 1554 nt
Organism: Acromyrmex echinatior (Panamanian leafcutter ant)
Lineage: Eukaryota; Metazoa; Arthropoda; Insecta; Hymenoptera; Formicidae
Gene: Ts
Product: Thymidylate synthase
Biological process (GO): dTMP biosynthetic process
Cellular component (GO): cytosol; mitochondrion
Molecular function (GO): thymidylate synthase activity
Source: RefSeq, a predicted model, not a curated record
UCUUUUAAGUGUGGACUGAUAGACCAUGACUGUAUUCACUUUGACACUCACAACGCUUAUCCUUUCAUCCUUAUUGUUUAAAAUUAAAUAUUAAACGAGAACAAUUGAUGCUCACAAGCGCUGUAAGCGCUAAAACGAACGCAACCCAUGUGGCAUGUGGCUUGAGUUUUGUGCCAUCUUAUCGCGUUUCUUGUUUCUGGUUUCAACUAAGAUGAGUCAUGUGUUACUUGCGUUUUCCCGCGCUUAGACGCGUAUAAUCGCUGGUUGAUUUAGCUGAAAUAUCUUGAGAAAAUAUAUUGAUUUUAAAUUCAAAUAAUUUAGGUAUGGCAAUCAGAAGUUCGUAAUGACAGUGUUCCCUUGUACCGUCUGGAAUAAUGAUUUCUAGUUGCUACAAUGUAUCUUGCAUUUUAUAUAUACACAUAUAUAUUUUUUUUAGGUAUUAUUGUAUACGAUAUAUGCUAAGAGGAGAGGAGAUGAAUAACGGUGUCGAGGUCGAGAAAUCAUUACAAGAAACGACACGGGACAUGGAGCAGAAGAAUGGAAACAAAGAACACGAGGAAUAUCAAUAUUUAAGACUUAUCGAGAAAGUUAUUCAGAGUGGAGCAAAGAAAAGCAAUCGCACUGCUAUGGAUACUUAUUCUAUUUUCGGAGCGCAAAUGCGAUUCAGUUUACGAGAUGGUGUUUUUCCAUUACUGACAACUAAACAAGUAUUCUGGCGAGCGGUGAUUGAAGAACUAUUGUGGUUUAUCAAAGGAUCGACAAAUUCCAAAGAAUUAUCGGAUAAAGGUAUUCACAUUUGGGAUGAAAAUGGUUCACGGGCUUUCUUGGAUUCCUGUGACUUCACUGACAGAGAGGAGGGUGAUUUGGGACCUGUCUAUGGUUUCCAGUGGCGGCACUUUGGUGCUGAAUAUAAAGACAUGCACACGGAUUACACAGGACAAGGAAUAGACCAAUUAAAGGAAGUCAUUCACAAAGUAAAGCAUUCUCCUGAGGACAGACGUAUUAUAAUAUCAGCCUGGAAUCCGAUUGAUAUUCCAAAGAUGGCAUUGCCGCCGUGUCACACUUUGGUACAAUUUUACGUAAAUAACGGAGAAUUGUCCACGCAACUUUAUCAAAGAAGCGCAGACAUGGGUUUAGGAGUGCCGUUUAACAUAGCGUCAUAUUCUUUGCUGACUUACAUGAUCGCUCAUGUUACUGGAUUGAAGCCAGGAGAAUUUGUACAUACAAUGGGAGACUGUCACGUCUACGUCAACCAUAUAAGCGCCCUUGAGAAACAGGUAAAACGCGAACCGCGCGAGUUUCCAAAAUUAAGGAUAGUUAGAGAAGUUAAAGAUAUUGACGAUUUCAUUACCGAGGAUUUCAAGUUGAUAGAUUACAAUCCAUACUCCAAACUCUACAUGAAGAUGGCUGUCUGAACUACCUCGCUUGAAUAAGCUUAAUCCUCUGAAAGAUCUAUGUAAUUUACAUUUCGUUCUCAUAAAAUUCAUUUAAUGAAGCGACAUUGGCUGCGUUCAGUAGAAAUAGAAGUUUUACAGCUGUUGUGUGAUUCUUUAA